Messenger RNA from Dovyalis caffra, 465 nucleotides. The record is from the annotation of a GenBank genome assembly. NCBI's taxonomy places the organism in Eukaryota, Viridiplantae, Streptophyta, Magnoliopsida, Malpighiales, Salicaceae.
AUGCGCGCGGGCACCAGAUUUGUGCGAGAGAUUGUGAGUCUUGGUUUUGUUAGGGAACAAGGAGUGGAGGUGCGACUUAGUAGACGAGAAGAGACUGGGACCUCCAUGUCUUCGUUUCUAUGGGGAUUGCAAAGGUUAAGAGCUGCGCUUUUCCCUGUACUUGUUAACGCUCCCUGGACUCGUGAAGGAACUCUGAACUCGGAUAUCGGCGGAUUCAGAUAUAUACACACUGCAUUGAUUGAAAAUGUCGGUCAUCUACACUUGACACAUCUCCAAAGAUCUGCCGUCCAGCCUCCAUUCCCUACAUUUUACAACAGUAGAUUCUCCUCUAGCAUCAAGCAGAUAUGGCACAAGAUAAUUCCAUCAAGUGAUCAAAUUGAAACUCUUGGUAUCAAAAUUUAUCUUGAUGCUUGCCAAAGUAUAAACCAUCUUGAAAAUCACACUAAGAAAUGGCUUCAGCAGUGA